Molecule: messenger RNA, 867 nt
Organism: Eimeria necatrix
Lineage: Eukaryota; Apicomplexa; Conoidasida; Eucoccidiorida; Eimeriidae
Exons: 1
Coding region: 1-867 (288 amino acids)
Biological process (GO): DNA integration
Molecular function (GO): nucleic acid binding
Source: RefSeq, a predicted model, not a curated record
AUGCCGAUAGAGUUUCGUAAUCGCAACUUCACCUUUGGCUAUGUGCCGCCUUACUCGCACAUUUGUAUUCAUGGAGUAUGGAAAAUCUGUGUCCCACAAUUCCAUGAGUUCCUUACUCACGUUCUGUAUUCACAUCAUGAUCCUGUGACAGCCGGUCAUGGAGGACAGGAAAAGAGCUUUACGGCUCUGAGCAACGACAACUACUGGCCCGGCAUGCGCGCCUACACUACUGCGUAUGUUCAAUCAUGUACUUACUGUCGUGGGUCAAAGUCCCUUAACCAGAAACCAGCAGGCCUUGUUCUACAGCUACUCAUUCCUUCUCGUCGGUGGGCACACAUGAGCCUUGAUUGUAUAAUAGAUAUUCCCCUUCUAACGACAGGGCCCGACUCGAUUCUUGUAAUGGUCGACACCGUCAGGAAGAUGCCCCAAUUCGUUCCUGCAAAGAAGCCAUUCACAGCAGCCGAUACAGUGGAGCUUCUCAAGGAUCGUUUUAUCCGCUACCACAGCUUUUCGGAGGUGCUCAUAUCGGACCUCGACCCUCGCUUCCAGUCGGAUCUCUGGCAACAACUAUGCCGCCGCUUUAAAAUCAAACGCGCCAUCUCCUCAUCCUACCAUCCCCAGAGCGAAGGUCAAACUGAGACGGAUAACUGCACACUGGAGCAGAUGUUUCGUGCCAACAUCCAAUCUGACGAACGCGAGUGGGAGCGCUUGCUCCCGGCUCUUGGACUUGCCUACAACACGACAAGCCAUUCAUCCACUCAGCUCUCUCUCUUCGGCGUCAUGAUCGGCGAUAAUCCGCUGACUGCUGAUGCCGUAGGUGCGUUAUCCUCUACGCUCACACCUCCGAUGACUAAGCUCUUCCGGUAG